This is a messenger RNA of Eremomyces bilateralis CBS 781.70, 5688 nucleotides long. RefSeq names its product kinesin family protein. The coding region runs from base 331 to 5592 and encodes 1753 amino acids. The record is from RefSeq and is a predicted model, not a curated record. The transcript has 5 exons. Gene Ontology annotation, molecular function: microtubule motor activity; microtubule binding; ATP binding. Lineage: Eukaryota; Fungi; Ascomycota; Dothideomycetes; Eremomycetales; Eremomycetaceae. Gene Ontology annotation, biological process: mitotic spindle organization; microtubule-based movement.
AACUCCUCCGCCGUCGUUGCGGUCGCUGUUAGAAACUACGCGCAUGAGCCUCAUGAAGGCCAUAUCGUCCCAGCACGACCAGACGACGCCUGCACCAGAAGCUUUCUCGACUCAAUAGAAUUUUCCACUCCGUCACCCCAUACUUCGAAACGCGUUUUCCAUCCGCCUCCCCUCGAACAUUCGAACGCGACCCUGCUAGAGCAUUUCAGACCAUUUGAACCGACCAGUUGAACCGAAACCUGGUGGGAGGAGGGAUCUAUCCAACAUCGGAGGUUGAAGAGCUGCGCUUGCCACGCACGCGUCGUCCCGGUUCGCUCUUUCCCGUAGACGAUGGCAGGUAUCGCAGCAUCACCACCUGGAUCUCCACCGGAGAAGGCGCCGCGGCCGAUGAGCGUCAUGGUGAGGCCGAAUCGCAGUGCGAGCCGAAUGAGCACGAGCAGUCGGCAAGGCGGGAGUCGAGCAUCGGAUGAAGAUUCGAAGACGUCCGUGAAAGUUGCCGUUCGUGUCCGCCCACCGAUCCGCCCCGGAGACCCUGGAUUUGAAUUGAUCCCACAGCGGUUCCGUGGUUCAACCGCCCAAGUAACCAGCCAAACCAGCCUGACGGUCGAAUCCGCGCAGGGGAAGAAGUUGUUCGUCUUUGAUCGCGUGUUUGGUGAGGAUAUCAAUCAAGAAGGAGUUUGGGAGUACCUCAGCGAGAGCGUCAAUCACUUUGUGCAAGGCUACAAUGUCUCGAUAUUGGCCUAUGGACAGUCAGGCGCGGGGAAGUCGUAUACCAUGGGGACGACGGGCCCGCAGGAGCAGAAUGAUGCAACCCUGAUGGGCGUUGUUCCACGAGCAGCUGCGGCGCUGUUCGAGAGGUUGACAGGCUCCUCCGGGGAUCGAAACACCACAUCGGGCAUCAAGAAGCCGCAACGAUACUCCACACACGGACUUCAGGCUCUUCAGAAUGCCGUGUCGAAAUCAGCAGAUAAGAAUUGGCAAAUGAAGGCCACCUACGUCGAAAUAUAUAACGAGCAAUUGCGCGAUCUCUUACUCGACGAGACGGUCCCGAUGAAUGAACGACCACAAGUCCUGGUCCGUGAGGACCCGAAAGGCCGCAUUUUCCUGAACGGCUUGAAGCAAGUCAGUAUCAAUUCCAUCAGCGAUCUUCUCGAUGCGCUGAAUUUCGGGUCUUCCAUCCGUCAAACGGACGCCACUGCGGUCAACGCGAAGUCAUCCCGAUCUCACGCGGUCUUCAGCUUGAAUCUCAUUCAAAAGCGAAGUAACACUCCAAAGGCAGAGAAGCGCCGUUCGAUGCCUAUCGAAUCCAUGUCGGCCUCGGAAAACUGGGUGACCGUGGACAGCAAGCUUCAUUUCGUCGAUUUGGCCGGUAGCGAACGUUUGAAAAAUACCGGCGCCCAUGGUGAUCGUGCCAAGGAGGGUAUCUCGAUCAAUGCCGGUCUCGCAAGCUUGGGCAAAGUCAUUUCUCAGCUAUCCUCUCGACAACCAGGAUCGCAUGUCUCUUAUCGAGACUCCAGAUUGACCCGCCUGCUACAGGACUCUCUUGGUGGAAAUGCAAUUACCUACAUGGUUGCAUGUAUAAAUCCCGCCGAGUUCCAUCUUAGCGAAACGCUGAACACCGUGCAAUAUGCGCAGCGUGCCCGGGCGAUCCAGAGCAAGCCUCAGAUCCAGCAGGUCGCGGACGACAGCGACAGACAUGCCGUCAUCGAACGGCUUCGUGCAGAGAUCUCGUUUCUGCGGGACCAAAUCCGUCUGUCGGAGCGAACGGGUGGACGCUCAUCGGCUCCGCAAGAGCGGGCAGAGCGGUCCAAUACCCGGGAGGUGGAGCUGCAGAACCAAUUGCUUGAUAUCCAGGAGAACUACGGCACGUUGAGUCAGCGACACGCGAGGCUGAUUUCCGAGAUCACCAAAGCUCGGGAUUCGGGAGAUAUGGAAGACACUCCAUUGUUGAAGGAUACGAUUGGCGAAAGCGCGGUGGACAGGUUGAAGCGAUCGACGUCCUUCGGCGAAGCCGUGGAGCAAGUUGUUCUCGAGUACGAAAAGACCAUCCAGAGCCUGGAAUCAUCUCUGGCCACCACGCGAGCAUCCUUGGCGAGCAGCGAAAGCACCCUGUUGGAAAAGGAAACCAAGAUCGCAUACAUGGACACCGUCACCCAGCAACUCCAAGCACGCAUCCAGAAAGCCAUGGACCGCGAGGCCAACGACGAGACCUACCUCCGCGACAUCGAAUCCCGCCUCUCCGGCGCCACGAGCGGCGAAGAGAAGAGUUCUGCCAUUGUCCAGAGCCUUAAGAAGGAACUCACGCGUGCUCGGGACAAUGAAGCGAGUUGUGAGGAGUACAUCUCGACUCUAGAAGAGAGGCUCGCGGAAUCGGAGCAGGACCACGAGAUGAUGCAGCGCGAGAUCGAACGACUGGAACACGUGGUGGAACGUCAACGCAGCAUUGGGAAGCUUGACACUCUCCUUUACGAGCUAGAUACUAUCCGUCAAGGCGACUCGAAGGCGGAACAAGUUGGCGUGAAUGGGCACGAUCGCAAGCAGAGCGAGGGAAUCCACUCGAUCGCCGAGCACGAGGAUGACGAGCAACUCAAUGGCGACGCCGAGCACAGUGACGACGGAAACCUUGAAGCUCCGGAGUUGGACCCUGAGGUAAACUCUCAGGACAAACCCGAGACCUUGAAGAUGGAUACGACACAAAGCGACGACGACCAAUCCAGCGUCUAUUCAGAGGCUGGGGAGGCUGAACCUGUCAAGGAACCCAAGUCGUCCGAAGGUCCUUCACAGUCUCGGUUUGUCGCCGACAAGCUCGAUACGGUCACUCACGAGCUUAUUGAUCUGCGCAUGGAGCAUGAGGUGACUCUUAACGACUACGACGAGUUGACUCGCAAAUAUAAGCUGGCGCUCCGUACCCUCGCCGAGCUGCAGGAUGCGGUCGACGAAGCACGCAACGGUCGUGACCCGCUGUCCGCGAACUCGACGCGCCCAACCUCCGUCGUACAAGGGAGCGAGGCGAACGGCAUCGCCGAAGACGGACAGCCAUCCACAUCGCGCACGCUUUCCUCCGAGUUAUGGUCGGUUGGUGAAUCCCAGGACUCCAUCGAUCCCUCCGAAGCCGAGACGGCGCAAACAUCGGCCGCUGCAACGGUCACCGAUGCCGGCGAGGAGGUCGCCGAAAAAGAAAAGGUGCCGGAGAAGGAAGGCGGCCUUCUCGCCCAGGAAAUGGACAACCUCCGCAAACUCGCCGAGGAGAAGGAAAAGACCGUCGCGGAACUCAGAGAAAGCCACGCGGAGCUCCAAGAGCAACACCAAGAUAUGCUCGAUUACGUCGAGGAACUCAAGGCGGAAGUCCAAAAAGCGCAGCUCGUGCGCCCCUCUUCCCCAUCGCCCGUCAUCCGCCGCAAAUCCAGCCAAACCGUUCUAUCCACCGACCGCGCCACCCGCUCGUUCGCUUCGCUCCGCAACAUCGCGCUCGAGAACCUCGAAACCGACCCGGACGCCCUGCAGAACUUCGAGCUGAACAUCAACGCCGUGAUGACGGAGCUGCACAUGCGCUCGGAGCGGGUGAGCGCGCUAGAGACCGAGCUGGCCGCCGUGCGCAAGGAGAUGGAGGCAAAGAUGGCCAUCAUCUCUGGGCUCACGCGCGAGCGCAGCUCGCUCAAGUCGUCGCCGCUGGAUAUCUCGGUCGUCGCGCAGUUGCGCGAUCAGCUGAUUGAGAGUGAGCGGCAGAUGCGAGCGCUGCAGGAAGGCCAGGGGAGGCGGGAGAAGGAGCUAAUGGGGGAGAUUGCGAAGUUGCGAGCGGAGGUCGGGGGUGCCCAGUCGAACGGUGUGUCUGGGGAGUCAGACGGGGAUGGCGUGCGUGGAGACGAUGACAACGCAACGCAGGUGAAAGUCGUAGCGCUGCAAACUGAGGUCGUGGAGUGGAAGUCGAAACAUGACGCCAGCGUGGAGUCGAUGAAGCAGACCGAGGCGAAGUUGCUUGCUACAAUCAACGAACUCGAGGCGUCGCUCCAGAAAGCCGAGGCGACACAUUCGCGGGAAACCUCAGCGGGCUCCAACGGAUCACUACCCAACCACGCUGACCAGACUGACCUGAUCUCCGCUUUACGCAAGGAGAUCGACGAGCACAGGAGCGUCGCGGCAGCCAAUGCUGCCAGACUCGCCCAACUGGAGGACUCCCACGCCAAGAUCCUGAGCAGCGUCGAAGAGGAUACCCAGGCUCGGGAGCUCACUGAGAAAGAACUUCAGACGCACCGCGGUCUCGUCCGGAACUUAGAAGGGCAGAUCGAGGAGCAUAUGUCGACCAUCAAGCUGCAUCAAGAAGGGUUGGAAUCACUUCGGGAGUCACAUUCGAAGGAAGUCGAGGAGCUCAAUGCCAGUGCAUUGGCAGCUCAGACUGAAGCGAGCCAGAAGUUGCUAGGUCAGUUGGAAGAGCUGAAGCAAGCCCAGGCUGUUUUGCAGGAGCAGCUAGCAACGACUCAAGAGGAGCAUCGUUCGGCAACGGAGGUCCUCAAGUCGGAGUUGAGCAACUCUCAAACGCAGCUGUUGAUGGUCGUCGCCAGCAUCUCAGACUCGUUGAACAAGGACGCCACGGUCGACAACGUCCACGAGCACGUCCGCGCUCUCGCCGACGAGCGGAAAGCCCUGCUGGAGAAGCACGAGAAAGCCGCGUCGCAGCAUAAAGAGGCGACCGACGAGCUGGAAUCCGUCAAGCAGAAGAUCGGCGGGCUGGAGUCCAAUGUCAGUGAACUGAAGAUGAUCAACGACGAGACGCUCAAGGAGCUCGAGCUCGUCAGCGAAAAGGAGAGGAAGAGCUCCAGGCUCGUGGAGGAGCUUGAGGAGCAAUUGAACUCGAACUUUGACUCGCAUCAGGCUGCGAAUAACCGACUGUCUGCGAUGCAGACUGAAAGGCAGAUGCAGCUAACGCAGACAAUGACCGCGAAGGCUGACUUGGAGAGGGAGCUCGAAGAAGCACGUUCAAGGAUUACUGGUCUGGAGUCUCAACUCGACGGUCGCCGUCACUCACAGCGCGCUUCCCUUCAACCGGGCGAAGCCAACGACCUCCAACGAUCCAAUUCCAAUACAUCCACCAGCACCAACCUUCGCAAAUCCACCUCGCACACCUCUCUCCCCUCCCCACCGCCCGCAAUCCCUCUGCCCCCCCUCCCUGGCAACCCCCCCGCCAAUUCCGCCCCAUCGCCGCCCACCUCCCGCCACCAAUCCAAAGACAUCGCCGCGGCGCAACUGGCCGAAGACCAAGAAGCGCGGAUCCGCACGAUCGAGAAGCACCUGUUCGCGGAGAAGCAACUCACCGCGACGCUGGAGGAAGCGCUGACGGACCUGGAGACGUCCUCCACGAAGCUGAAGUCCGAGAUGGACGGCUGGCGCCGCAAGUGCAUUAGCCUGGAAGAGGAGCUCACGGCGAUGCGCAAGGAGCGCAACGCCAGCCGGCUGAGCGUGCAGCAGCUGGAGGAGGAGCAGCGGAGCGCGCGCAUGCGGAUCGAGGCGGAGAAGGCUAACCUGGAGGCGCGGAUGGCGCAGUUGGCAGCGAUGAAUAAGAAGGGGAAGAAGAAGAGCGGGUUGAAUUGCUUCUAAAGGAGAGGAGGGGGUGGAAAAUUGGAAUCGGGCAUGACUUCAUGAGACUGUAGUAUGGAUCUCGGGGAGAAUUUUUGGGAUUGAUGGCGUCCUGGA